GGGUAAGUUCUAUCCUGACAACAGCGAAAACAAACGAAAAACCAACUGCUGCUAUUCGGUGGAAUUCGGAAUUAUUAAACGAUAUUUGUCCUCAGAUAUAUAUCAAGAUGACCACACCAAGAGAAGCUGAAGCAAAUGAGUAUCUCGAUGCACACAGGAUACCCGAGUUGUUUCAUAAUAUCACCAGCCAGCUUGUGUUUCACAGACCGGAGAAUCCAAAGGCUUUUAUGAUCGACUACAUCAGUAAGUUGAAAGAAGGACGUACAACCCAAAUGAACUAUCCAUGUCUCUUUGAUGAUACCAACAUCGAUUCUGUAUUUGGCAUGCUUGACCCUACAAAGAAAGGUCAUAUCACACUUGAGCAGUAUCGAGAAGCGAUGAAAACCAUGGGCUGUCAGAACUUUGAUGAAAGGCCGACUGGAGUAGACCGUGGACAAGUCACGGCAGACAUCUUUGCAAGAGAAGUGAAAGCUGGUUUAAAGAAGGCAUCUGCAACAUUUGAGCCUCUGAUCUAGAACUGCAUUCGAAAUGGAGGUCCCUGUCAGACAAACAGAAAAUGGUUAUUCCAAGUAAGAACCUGCAGGCAGGCUUGAACUUAAAUUACACUAUAAAACCUUCUACUUCACCGAUCAUCUAUGACAUCCCGAGUCACGGUGUUGAAGUAUGGCAUUCUUAAAAUGAACACCCUUUCUUAAUGAAAGAAAACUAUGGCAUGAGGUUUGCAUGGUUCUUGAUGGUACUUCAGGAUCAUAAAACCAGCAGAAAAGUCUACCUGCUUUGAUACUGGCUGGGCUUGGAUUUACACUCAGUAACCAAGGUACUUGCGAGGGCUUAUUUCCAAUUUGUCCACUGCCAAAUCAUCCAAUUGCCAUCUCGUCUACUGUCAUUUGGUCUACCAUCAGUUCGUCCGCUAUCCACAUGGUCUAAUUGCCAAUUCAUCCACUCACCAUUUCAUCUAAUAACCAGUUGAUUCAAUAGCCAUUUAGUCCAUGUACCAUUUGGUCUAAUUGGACUAAGUGUUAAUUGUGCAAAAUGAGUGAAAAUGAAAUGGCUAUUAGACCAACUAGUUAUGAGACGAAAUGGUCACAGACAAAAUGGUGAUUAGACAAAGUGAUGAUUUGACCAGAUGGUUAUUUGAACAAAUGGUUGUUAGACUAAAUGUUGUUGGACGGAAUGGCAUUAGACUAAAUGAAAGUAGACCACGUGGUGAGUGGAUGUGUUGGCAGUAGACGAAUUGGCAAUUUACCCUUGUGAGUUGUGAGCCUCACCCUAUUCGUUCCUGUUUUAUUCAACAAGUCCACUAUUCAUCUACUUUUAUUCAUAAACUUCAAUGCACUGCUUUGGAGUAACGAUUACUCUUGUUUUAGUUAAUUAAUUUUAUUUUAUUUCAUUAACAAGAGAAAGACUGUUUACUAGUAUUAAGUGAAUUAUUCAGAAAUUAUUCAGUCAAGUCAUGCUUCAUUUAGUCGAUUUUUAUGGAGAGUGCUUGAAAAAGAAACCAUCUUAAAGGGAUGUUGUAACAGCUACACCCAUCAACAAUACAUAAGACCCCUGUUGCAUAAAAGUUAGCAUUAUUUUUACUACUUCUACUACAUUACUACAUUUGUACUAUAUAAUUAUGACAGUUGCUGAUAUUAAUGGCAGGCCUGCCAACUUCCUUUUUUUCCAGGAGUAACCCCAAAAAAGAGGAGCACUGCGUUUUUUCCAUUUAUUUAAGAUAAAAAAUAAUUCAGCCCAUAUAUGUAUUUGUGUGGUGGGGUAUGGGUGUGUGUAUGGAUGAAAGAGUAAUAUAGUUUUUCAACACUUGUAAUUUGUCAAUGUUUAAAUAUAAGAAUCCUGAACAUGUCUUAAAGGGGAAUCCAGCCUUGGCCAUAAAAUGUUGUGUUGGGAAGGAGAAAAAUAAAUUAAACAGAAUGGUGAAAGUUUGAAAGAAAUCGGACAAGCAAUAAGAAAGUAAUAGCUGUUAUAAAAUUGAGAUCACUAAUACUAUGUAGAUUUCAAAUUGGCAACUGGGGAAGUAAAUUAUGACAAGGGGCAAGGACAACUUUCCCAUAGGCCAUGUACUUUAUUAUCAGGGAUUUGUGGUUUUCUCCUAAGUACCCAUUCCCCUGGGGCAGUAAUCUAAAUAUAACCCAGGUAGUAUAUUGUUUUAUGUCCUCAUGAAAGAAAAAUAUAAUUUGAAAUAAAACUUUUAGGAAAAAUGACAUUUUAGCCAUAAUAUGUAUUGGAGUACAUGAAAGAGUAGUCCUUGCCUUACAUCACUAUGACAUCCCAUAUGCGGCCAAUUUGAAGUCUCCAUGGGUAUAGUGAUUACCAAGAUUUACAACUUUUAAAAAUUCAUAACUUUCUUGUUGUUUGUCCAAUAUUGUUCAAACUUUCACAUAUCAACUUGUCAGAUUUGUCUUUUCCUUAUAAAAACAAGUUUUCAUUUGGGUUGGAUUUCCCUUUAAUGAUUUAAAGAAGUGAGGUAUACUCACCUGACAUCAAUAAAAAAAAACAUCAAGUAAGCUGCGCGAUUAGGAAUCCUUUUUUUUUUCAUUUUCUAAUGUUGGCAGGCCUGUAAUGGUAAUUAACAAAAAAAAAAUAAUAAUAGGUAUUUGUAUAGCGCCAUCUAUCUAGGAACGAUCUAUUCCGAGGCGCAUUGUUAUUAUUAUUACCCCGGCUUUCAAGGAAUUAAUCCUGCCGGGUAACCAUUCACCUCACCUGGGUCGAGUGCAGCACAGUGUGGAUAAAUUGCUUGCUGAAGGAAAACACGCCAUGGCCAGGAAUUGAACCCACGACCCUCUGUUUGAAAGGCGAGAGUCAGAACCACUAGACCACGACGCACCCACCAUUACCAUGAUAGUAGGGCUCAGCAGCCAUCAAAACCAAGGUUAAGGAUUGUAAAGUUUGUUACCAUAAUGGUAAAUUUUGUGCAACAGGACACCGGAGGGGGGGGGGGCUGUUCAUCAUCCAUGAAAGUAGAAAAAUGUGUUAAAUGAUUGCUUUUUUAUCGUUUUGUGAACAGGAUGCAUAUUGGGUUUCUAACGGGAUCUGAUAUUUUGAUUGAAUGGGCCAGUUCCAUCAGGUUAGAAACAUGUAGCAUCCUUGAACGUGAUAUGAAAGAUACACCAACAAUACGGUACAAGGAUGUUUUUCUUGAUAGUAACAAGUUUGUUUUUAGUCUUGGCAGUUAUUUUAUCAAUCAUAUGAUAUGUUUCUUUUUUUUUUUCACUGUACAUAAAUGUUAGGAGGAAUUCCUAAUUAUUAUAGUUUGUAAAUAUGUUGUAAAUAUUUAAGACUGUAUUAAUCUAUCAAUGAAUGUCGUUAUUGAAAACUUUUCCUAUUUAAAUAUAA
Messenger RNA from Lytechinus pictus (painted urchin), 3336 nucleotides. RefSeq names its product EF-hand calcium-binding domain-containing protein 10-like. The transcript has 4 exons. Bases 108 to 515 code for a protein of 135 amino acids. The record is from RefSeq and is a predicted model, not a curated record. Gene Ontology annotation, molecular function: calcium ion binding. Lineage: Eukaryota; Metazoa; Echinodermata; Echinoidea; Temnopleuroida; Toxopneustidae.